Prunus mume (Japanese apricot) is the source of this 1369-nucleotide messenger RNA. Its product is annotated as thermospermine synthase ACL5-like. The record is from RefSeq and is a predicted model, not a curated record. NCBI's taxonomy places the organism in Eukaryota, Viridiplantae, Streptophyta, Magnoliopsida, Rosales, Rosaceae. Gene Ontology annotation, biological process: polyamine biosynthetic process. Gene Ontology annotation, molecular function: thermospermine synthase activity.
CUCUCUCUCUCACAGAGAAACACAGAGACUGUGUUCUGUUUUGUGAAGUAUUUUGGCAUAGCCAGCUAUAGGAAAAUGGGUGACAUUUCUUAUUCCAAUGGAACCAACAAUGGCAAUGGGAAUGGGAAUGGGAAUGGGAAUGGAGUAAAUGGAAAAGCUCAUUCAGUUCUGAAUGGAUACAGGAAGAGCUGUUGGUAUGAGGAAGAAAUUGAAGAAAAUUUAAGAUGGAGCUUUGCUCUUAAUAGUAUCUUGCAUACGGGAGCUACUCCAUACCAAGACAUUGCAUUGUUGGACACCAAACCCUUUGGAAAGGCUUUAGUCAUUGAUGGAAAGCUUCAAAGUGCUGAGACUGAUGAAUUUAUCUACCAUGAAUGUCUUGUUCAUCCACCACUUCUUCAUCAUCCCAAUCCAAAGAACAUCUUCAUCAUGGGAGGAGGUGAAGGCUCCACUGCAAGAGAACUUCUGAGACACAGGACUGUGGAGAAGGUUGUCAUGUGUGACAUUGAUGAGGAGGUGGUAGAGUUCUGUAAGUCAUAUUUGAUUGUAAACAGUGAAGCUUUCUGUGAUCCAAGACUGGAGCUCAUCAUCAAUGAUGCCAGGGCUGAGCUAGAACACAGAGAAGAGCAGUAUGAUGUGAUAAUUGGAGACCUUGCAGACCCAAUAGAAGGAGGCCCAUGCUAUAAACUCUACACCAAAUCCUUUUAUGAGCUGAUUGUCAAGCCUAGGCUCAGCAAGGAAGGCAUUUUUGUCACACAGGCAGGUCCUGCUGGAAUUUUCAGCCAUACAGAAGUGUUUUCUUGCAUUUACAAUACUUUGAGGCAGGUCUUUAAAUAUGUUGUGCCUUAUUCAGCUCAUGUUCCCUCAUAUGCUGAUAUUUGGGGAUGGAUCAUGGCUUCAGAUACCCCUUUUGAGCUAAGUACUGAUGAAUUAGACCUCAGAAUUAAACAGAGGAUCAAAGGGGAGAACAGAUACCUAGAUGGAAAAACCUUAUCAUCAGCCUCAACCUUGAGCAAAGCUGUCCGGCAAUCGAUGGACAACGAGACUCAUGUAUACACAGAAGGAACGGCAAGGUUCAUAUAUGGCCAUGGCCAUGGCAGUGCCUACAAACAAAAUUAAGCUUGGGAAAUGUAAGAGUGAAGAACCACAACCAAAAGGCAAAGCUAGCACUUAGAAACAAAAGAGUGCGAGUGGGAAGACAAUCUUGGGUCUUCCUUUUCUUUAGCUGUAUUUCUCUUUUUCCUUUUCUUUCUUUGUUUUUGUGUAGUAACUUAUAAAAACUAUGGUAUAAAUCUUUGUUUGUGUCUCUCUUUCUUGAUAUGUCUAUUUGGAAUAUGGGAGUUUAUGUGAGUAUGAAAUGGCAAUGCAACUA